CGUGGAGACUAAUCAAAGGAGAAGUGUGUGUGCAGUCGUUCAGCUUUCUGCAGCAGCAGAAAUAUCGUGUUUAGCAGACCAGGACAGAGCAAAGGAUGCUGGGUCCUUCAAACGUGCCAGUAGAUAACGCCUCAGCUGCUGAAGAUCAAGAUAAGGAGUAUGUGGGAUUUGCCACUUUGCCAAAUCAGGUUCACCGUAAAUCUGUGAAGAAGGGCUUUGACUUCACCGUAAUGGUGGCAGGAGAGUCUGGUUUAGGAAAAUCCACCCUGGUCAACAGUCUGUUCCUCACAGAUCUCUACAAAGACAGAAAACUGCUCAACGCUGAGGAGAGGAUCACUCAGACGGUGGAGAUCACUAAACACACAGUGGACAUUGAAGAGAAGGGUGUCAAACUCAAGCUUACUAUCGUGGACACACCAGGAUUUGGAGACGCUGUCAAUAACACUGAAUGCUGGAAGCCAGUGGCAGAUUACAUUGAUCAGCAGUUUGAGCAAUACUUCAGAGAUGAGAGUGGACUGAACCGCAAGAACAUUCAGGAUAAUCGCGUGCACUGCUGCCUUUACUUUAUUUCACCCUUCGGUCAUGGUUUGAGGCCUCUGGAUGUGGAGUUCAUGAAAGCUCUCCAUGAGAAGGUCAACAUUGUUCCUGUUCUAGCUAAAGCGGACACACUCACCCCGACUGAAGUCAAGAAGAAGAAGAUCAAGAUUCGAGAGGAGAUUGAGCAGUAUGGGAUCAAGAUCUAUCAGUUUCCAGACUGUGAUUCAGAUGAAGACGAGGACUUUAAACAACAAGACCAGGAGCUCAAGGACAGUAUUCCCUUCGCUGUGAUUGGCAGUAACACAGUAGUGGAGGCGAAAGGCAAGAGGGUUCGAGGCCGUCUGUACCCCUGGGGAAUUGUAGAAGUGGAGAAUCAAGCACACUGUGACUUUGUGAAGUUGAGGAACAUGCUGGUACGAACACACAUGCAGGAUCUGAAGGAAGUGACGCGGGAAACUCACUAUGAGAACUACAGAGCGCACUGCAUUCAGAGUAUGACACGUAUGGUGGUGAAAGAACGAAACCGCAGCAAACUGACCCGGGAGAGCGUCACAGACUUCCCCAUUCCAAUGGUGACCAGUGCCACAGACAACGAGACAGAGAAGCUGAUCCGUGAAAAAGACGAGGAGUUGCAACGGAUGCAGGAGAUGCUGCAGAAGAUUCAAGAACAGAUGCAAACGCAGAAAGAGGCAUAUUAACGAUGUCACUGUGAUCUUAAGCACUGCCCCUGACCACACCCACCAGAGUUGCCCCUUCCCCCUCCAGCAACUUUACAGUGAACCCAGCAGAACUGGACCGCAUUGCACAUGACGACCAUGUCUACAAAGACGCUGUAUUUGUGCAAUCAACAAAAACAAGCCAUUAUUUGACCAUUCCAGACACAGAGAGUAUAUAGUCUAUACUGGUGAAUCUCAUGAAAACAUGCCAGAUCACAAUUCUCCUAAAAAAUCAAAAGAAAAUAACAUAAAAAAUAACCUGUAUAUAUGUCUAAUUUUAGGACCAUUAAGUGACAUUAUUUUCUGUACAAUUUAGCACUUUUUUUUUUUUUUUUUAUUCCCAAACAUGAAUGAGAAUGAGAUUUUUUUUUUUAAUAUUACAGUUUGGAGACGUUUAUAUUUAUGUCAUUAUAUUACGCUCAUUUUUUACUGUAAUACAAUAAUGACUGUUACAGUAAUGUAAAAUAUUUUUAUAAUUUUAUUUAUAUAUAUAUAUAUAUAUAUUUGUAUAUGUAAGUGCAUUUCCUCCCCAAUUUUUUUUUUGUUUUUUUUUUUUGAUAAUGCUUAUUAUGGAGGGAAUUUAUUUUCUGAAAUAGUUUUGCAUUCCCUCGCAAUUAUUUUGGGUUCCAUGGUACCAUGGUUUUACUAUAGUCAUUUUGUAGAAACCAUGUUUUUUGGCGUAAUCCAUAGUUUGGAUACAAUUUACCAUGAUUUUACUGCAAUAAGAUACUGUAGUAUCCAUAUAGUAACCAUGGUUUCCGUAAUACCGUAGUAACCAUGACUGUUGUGACUGUGGUUAAUCUUGUGGUUACUAUGGUUAAACAAUGGUUACUAUAAUAAAACCAAGGUUAAUUUUCAAUAGUUUAACUAUGGUAUUUGUAGUACAAUCAUAGUAACCACAAAACUAUGAUUUGUAAUGGAAUAGUUUUGAUUUUCCUGUAGUAUUACUAUGGUUUUACUACAAAUAACAUAGUUCAGCUUUUUGCAAGGAAACACAAAGCUUGUUGUGAGGGAACAAAAAAGUAUUUCAUAAAAUAAGUUCCUCUAAUGAUUACUGUAAUAGUCAUCAUUCUAUUAGAGUAAAAAAAUGAGAAAUUAGAUUUUCAAUAUAAACAUCUGCAUAAGUUCAAGGCUGUACAACAACUACUUCCUUGCUGAAUUUAAAUAAUAUCACAAUAAUUUUUUCCUUUUUUUGCAUUAAAGUAAUAAGAAUGUGUGUUUUUUUAGAUAUUACAGUAAUGAGAAUUUUGUGGGUGAAAAAUGAUCUGGACACAUUAAUGGGUUACAUAAAUAUUCUGUGGUGAAAUGGGUUCCACUGCAUGCUAAUUGUUAGCUAGCAAGCAAAAAAAAAAAAAAAAAAAAAAAAAAAAAUUCUUAGAGAAAAAAUUUUUUGAGAGAGAAUUUUAUUUAUAAAUUAUUUUUAGUUUUUUAGAUAUUUUUUUUUUUUUUUUUAAGAGAGAGAGAAAAUAAAUAUUUGUAUGACAUAGUCUCAGGAAAGCACUGAGAUACCUAAAAAAAAAAAAAAAAAUGCCACCUAGUGAAUUUUGUUUUCCACAGUGCGGUUCAGGGCUUCCGUAUGAGAGCAUUCUGAUACAGAAUAGUUCAUUAAAUAGAAUUAUAUCCUAAUUUAAUGAUAAGAAUAAAGUCUUUUAUUCUGUGAAGGAUGUUCUGGUUCAGGGGCCAGUAAAGACAGAAGCCCUUUAACCACUUUGCUUGUUGUCCAUUAUGUGUUUGUACUUCCAAAAUUGUUUUAUAAUUACUCAAUAUCAUAGGAUAGACGCAGUGAAUUUAUUUUAAAAAGAUUCUACAAUGUGUACGUUUAUUUGUACAAUGUUCGUUAAUUGCAUCUGUUGUGUAUUUCGGUUUUGUUAAUACAAUACUGCAAAAUUGCUUCUAAUGGAACAAUUCCUUUAUUUUCUUAUUGGAAAUAUAAAGUACUGUAGAGCGAUAUUUUUGGUAACAAGGCUUGCACCUUUCUCCUCUGGAAAAGCUGUGUCAGGCCUUGAAGUUGAACUCAUUUCACAAGUGCAUGUUUAAUGAAGAGAAUGAGAAAAGGACAUUUGUGAUAUGAAUAUACAGAUGCUUUUUUAUUGUGACUGGGAUGCUCAUAGUAAAGUUAUAGUCUUAUAGACAUGGAGUUAGUCUAUUUUCCCAUGUCAUAUAUUUUCUUUGGUAAUGUUGGUGAAAAGGAAUAAUAUUAGUAAGAUGUGUUAAUUACCAGAGUCGUAGCGAUCGCUGUAUUGAGUAAAAGAGGUCAAUGAUUAAACACUUUUACUAUAGAUGCUUAUAUUCUAUUGUUACACGUUCUUUUAUUUUUGGCAUAAAAGGAUAUUUAGCAAGAUUAUUAAAUUGAUUGAUUGUUGGGUUAUGAUGUCUUAAGUCCUGGAUAUUAUUUAUAUUCAGUGGCCUUUUCAAACUGUUUUAGAAAUCUAAUAGAAAUAUAUUACAGUUUGUUUCAGGUACACAGUUAAGGACAGCAAAACACUCUGACUUGAUGCUGUUUUGUUUUUAAUAUAUUUUCAUCUUAUAUUUUUAACAUUCUUUGUUUAUUUUGGUCUAGAAUUCUUUAUGACUGUUUCUAUUAUUAUAAUAAUUGUUUUUAAUUACUUAUCUUUGUACAAACUUCACUGCUCUAUUUUUAUUUUGUAUUGGACUUUUUUCACUGGCUUCCAUAAAUACAUAAAAAAUAUUGUUUAAAGGAUGAACUGAAUAUUUGAAAUAAUAAAUACAAACUGUUAUGUGA
Myxocyprinus asiaticus (Chinese sucker) is the source of this 3996-nucleotide messenger RNA. RefSeq names its product septin-4-like. The record is from RefSeq and is a predicted model, not a curated record. The transcript has 11 exons. The coding region runs from base 96 to 1235 and encodes 379 amino acids. Gene Ontology annotation, cellular component: synaptic vesicle; septin ring; microtubule cytoskeleton. Lineage: Eukaryota; Metazoa; Chordata; Actinopteri; Cypriniformes; Catostomidae. Gene Ontology annotation, molecular function: GTP binding; molecular adaptor activity; GTPase activity. Gene Ontology annotation, biological process: regulation of exocytosis; cytoskeleton-dependent cytokinesis.